This is a messenger RNA of Pyrgilauda ruficollis (rufous-necked snowfinch), 3311 nucleotides long. It is a transcript of the gene DMC1, whose product is annotated as DNA meiotic recombinase 1. Lineage: Eukaryota; Metazoa; Chordata; Aves; Passeriformes; Passeridae. Bases 1582 to 2697 code for a protein of 371 amino acids. The transcript has 14 exons. Gene Ontology annotation, biological process: DNA strand invasion; reciprocal meiotic recombination; DNA repair. Gene Ontology annotation, molecular function: ATP-dependent DNA damage sensor activity; DNA strand exchange activity; single-stranded DNA binding. The record is from RefSeq and is a predicted model, not a curated record. Gene Ontology annotation, cellular component: nucleus; condensed nuclear chromosome.
GCCAUCCAAUCCAAAAACGCCGUGUGUGCCUCGUUGAGGAAGAUGCGUGAGCAGCACCCUGGAAAAACAAAAGGCAAACCUGCGUUGAUCUAAAUGCCUUCCAAAGCAACGCGCUGUUAACUAACGUUGUUUUUCCCAGCUGCAGAGUGAGGGCAAUGCGAUAUUCCGGGUAGACAGCGAUUAGAGCAGCUGAUAAACCACGGGCGAAGGACUGACCGAACACGGAAACUGAGGCGCCCUGCGGCGCGGGGAGGGCAGUGGUGACUGGAAUCCUUCAGGUGUGCCAACGCACACCAGCAGCAGGACAACAGUUCACUAGGCAGGAGGAUUUUUUUCGUACCUAAAGCUUUAAAUAGGGUGAGGUAUAAUUUCUCCAUUUUCCCUAAUAGCCUGCAGGAAGGCACAGGUCUGGGUCUGCCUCGUUUUUCUGCUGUGAGAAGCCAAUUGCCUAAGGAUGGGGAGUAGGAGAACAAUCCCAUAACCUGCUCAACGGUGGCUGAAGUCCAGGAUUAUGUGCAUUUUGUGAGGAUGUUUUUAAUGAAGAAGGAGAUUGUAAUAUAGUUUUAAUGUCUCUUGUAUUACUUGUUUUUCUUGCUUCGGUAUUUGAAGCUAAGGGAUUUUUCAAAUCUCCCAAAGUAUUUUUUAAUUAGUGUUUUGCUGUAAUUAUGUGAAGGCGUGAUUUGUCACUCCAUAAUUGUCAGAGUUCUGAAACAGAUAAAUAUACCAUGACACUGUCAGAAACAACUGAUUUUAUAAGAAUGUUUCCAUUAAAUGCUAACAGAAUAAGACAAUUCAGAAAUUCUGAUAUCCUGUUCCUUUCUUACCCAGCCUCUAUAUACACAAGAUUCUUGCAAGCAAAUUAGUAUCCAUUUAUAAGCUGAAAAAAAGACCUUUUGCAGAUACUUAGCCUAAACUAUCCUAACCUCUGUUAGACAUAACCCAUCUUAUAGUUUGUGGAUUUUGUUAACAAAUGAGCAAGUAAAUAUAUGCACACAUUUUGAUGUGGUGGUCUACAAAACUUUUGAUCAUCCAGAGCUAGAACACCAAGUGUAAGCUCACAAUCUAAACAGAAGAAACUUAACCUGUUUACAAAGCCACAAAAAUGAAAGAGUAGUUUGGUUAUAAGAUCAUAUUUCUAAGGAACUACUUUGUAUUCACCAUUCUUGCAUUCAUAAAAUUUAUGGAGGUCACACUUUGCUCAUUUAACCACGGUGUCACUAAAUGCCUAUUCCAGUUCUAGGCCUUGCUUAAAGGAAGCCACAUGGAGAGGGCAGUGAAGCUGUGCUGGAGUACAGACAUGGCAAGUUAGCCAUGAAAAAAAACAUGAAAUGAGCUCUCUGUAUAUGGGUUUGCAUAAUAAAAGUUCCAGGUUUUUAUUACCCUUCUUUUGUUCUCUCCAUGCAAGCAUACUCCUAACAGCCAUUACCUGCAUGUCUUCAGCAUUUAUUGGUCAUUUUGAACCUCAGCAAGAACUUCAAAACAAAUAUAUCUUUAAUAAUCUGCUCUCAAGAUACAUCACUAAGGAGUUGUAGCCUUCUCAGCACUGUUUUUGAUCAAUACUUUAUUGCGUGCUCUUUCACGAUGAAGGCCAUGGAGGAUCAAGUAGUCCAAGAAGAACCAGGAUACCAGGAUGAUGAGGAAUCCUUUUUUCAGGAUAUUGACCUGCUGCAGAAGCAUGGAAUUAACGUAGCAGAUAUUAAAAAGCUGAAGGCAGUUGGGAUUUGCACAAUCAAAGGAAUCCAGAUGACCACAAGAAGGGCACUGUGCAACGUGAAGGGGCUCUCAGAGGCCAAAGUGGACAAGAUUAAAGAAGCUGCAAACAAGCUUGUUGAACCAGGCUUCCUCACCGCUUUUGAGUACAGUGAAAAACGGAAGAUGGUAUUUCAUAUUUCCACUGGCAGCCAGGAAUUUGAUAAACUUCUGGGUGGUGGGAUUGAAAGCAUGGCAAUCACUGAGGCCUUUGGAGAGUUCCGGACAGGCAAAACCCAGCUAUCUCACACUCUUUGUGUGACAGCUCAGCUCCCAGGACCAGGCUACACAGGUGGAAAGAUUAUCUUCAUUGAUACUGAAAACACUUUCCGACCAGACCGCCUGCGUGACAUUGCUGAUCGCUUCAAUGUUGACCACGAGGCAGUGCUUGACAACGUGCUGUAUGCACGUGCAUACACCAGUGAGCAUCAGAUGGAAUUGCUUGACUAUGUAGCAGCCAAGUUCCAUGAGGAAGCUGGUAUCUUCAAGUUAUUGGUACAAGACUUCUGUAUGCUUACUGUUCUCAGAAUAAGUGUUCCUGUUUUCUUUUGCUAUAUUUACUUACCUAGCAUGAUUACAAUGCAGAUCAUUGACUCCAUAAUGGCACUUUUCCGUGUGGAUUUCAGUGGUCGUGGAGAGUUGGCUGAACGACAACAGAAACUAGCUCAGAUGUUGUCAAGGCUCCAAAAAAUAUCAGAAGAAUAUAACGUGGCUGUGUUUGUGACCAACCAGAUGACUGCUGACCCAGGAGCAACCAUGACCUUUCAGGCAGACCCAAAAAAGCCCAUCGGGGGCCACAUCCUUGCUCAUGCUUCCACUACCAGGAUCAGUUUGAGGAAAGGGAGAGGGGAGCUGCGUAUUGCCAAGAUCUAUGACAGCCCUGAGAUGCCUGAAAACGAAGCCACAUUUGCAAUAACUGCCGGAGGGAUUGGGGAUGCCAAAGAAUAGGUUGAAAAAUGAUGUAAAUGUACAGCUAAAAACCAGCUGGGCAGUUGAGAUGAAGAUUUGUGAAAGCUCAACAACUACCUGGCUGCAUUUGUAGCUUUUUGGAGAUAUUUAAGAUAUUUUGGGAGAAAACUGGGAUGGGCUUCGUACAGUUCGCUUUUGCUGAACUAAAAUUUUGGUCAUUUAGGAUUUUUGUUUUUCAGUUGAACUUUUAGCACACAAAGAUUUAAGCCAUUAGAUUGUGAAUUGUUCUUAGAAUCCUUUUCCUACCUUGUGUGAAAAUCAAACCUGUCCUUUGAUAUGGGAGUGAAUGUACUCUUUCUUAAUUUAUUUCAAAGAGAGUGUCUAAGCGGAAGAAUUUAACAGUGUGAAAUGCAACAGAACUGGAAUAAACUCAGUUAUAAAAUUGACAUAUAUAGAUGGAAAAGGCAGUGGGAGGAACAACAGCUCAAGAACUUGAUGGAUUUUCACGUACUGUAGAGGAACAAGUUUUAAGAAUAUGUUUUUAAACAUUUUUAUCUUGACUAGAUAAUGUUCAUGUUUUUAUUUAGCAUUUUCUACUUUUUGGACAGAAUGUUUUAAACCUGUUCUUAUUAAAGUUAAAAAUAAAGACUAUG